CCUCGGACUCAUCUGUAAUACCAACUAAACCCGUCCCGAGACCUCACCUGAGCUAACCCCCUCUUCGAUUCUUCUCCCCGGCGGCGGCGGCGGCGACGAUGGGCGGCGAGGGCAAGUCGAGGAAGCGGCGCUCGUCACCCUCGUCAGGGGAGGAGGAGGAGAGGGAGCGGAAGAAGAGGAGGGACAAGAAGGAGAGCAGGAGGAGCAGCCGAGACGAACAAGCCGAGGAGGAGGAGGAGGAGGAGAGGCGCAGGAGGAAGAAGAAGAAGCAUGGCGACAGGGGCAAAGACAAAGAGAGGGAUUCAAAGGAGAAGCAUUCCAAGGAGAAGGAGAAGAGCAAGCGAAAGCACAAGGAUGAUGAUUUCAAAGAAAUAUCCAAAGAUGACUAUUUCGCAAAGAACAAUGAGUUCGCAACCUGGUUGAAGGAAGAAAAAGGCAAAUUUUUCUCUGAUCUUUCUUCGGAGUCUGCUCGUGAUCUGUUCGAGAAGUUUGUGAAAACUUGGAACAAAGGAAAGCUUCCAUCCCAAUAUUAUGAGGGGAUCACUCGUGGUCCACGGUCAGCACACAAGUGGAACAUCAAAGUGUGAUGCAACCUGAGGCCUUCUGUAUUUUGUUGAGGACAUUGUUCUGUCAGGCUAAGGGUAGUAUUUAUCUUCAUCGCCUAGGUUUUUGUAUCUAAAUUCAUAUAUAUUAGUUCUGUAUCACUGUUCACUAAUGUUGCUGACCAUCACUUAAGUUUGACAUAUACUUAUAGUGAUAAAAGUAUCUACUGUUUUUGUCCCAUAUGUUGUUAUUCUCGUGGUGAUUUUACA
Oryza sativa Japonica Group (Japanese rice) is the source of this 812-nucleotide messenger RNA. The record is from RefSeq and is a predicted model, not a curated record. NCBI's taxonomy places the organism in Eukaryota, Viridiplantae, Streptophyta, Magnoliopsida, Poales, Poaceae.